CCAAGUUGACGAACUAAAACUGGUGAACUUCCUUCUAAGUCAGCGAAGACUGGGCGAGGAGCACCACAGAUACCAUAUGGAGGCUAAUCACCCUGAACAGCUCUCAGCAGAACAGUCAACCCCACCAGGGGACAGUUCAUCACUCAAUCAAAGUGGCCUGGGAAAGCAAGAUGGCCAUCAGUCCUCAACCUCAGUCCCAGCAGCAGAACAAGAGACAAGUGUGCGUCCUGAGAAGGGAGCCCAUGAUAUCUCUGAAGAAUUGAGCCGACAGCUGGAAGACAUCAUAAGCAUGUACGGGUCUGCUGCCAGUCCCACCGGGAAAGAGGGCACCUCUGAAGCGAAGGAGCAUCCCGAAAACACAGCAGACAAUGAGGAUGCUGACUGUGAAGAAACCACCGAAGAGCCAGACAGAGAACCCACUGCUUCUGAAGAGCCAGUCACAGCCAAAGAGCCUGUCAGCAAUAAAGAGCAAAAGCUGGAAAAGAAAAUCCUAAAAGGAUUAGGGAAAGAAGCUAACUUGCUAAUGCAAAAUCUGAACAAGCUGAAAACACCUGAAGAAAAGCUUGACUUUUUACUCAAGAAGUAUGCUGAAUUGCUGGAUGAACAUCGCACUGAGCAAAAGCAACUAAAGCUUCUCCUGAAACAGCAGGCGCAAACCCAGAGAGAGAAAGACCAGCUGCAGAGCGAGCACAACAGAGCCAUCCUUGCCCGCAGCAAACUCGAGAGUCUGUGUCGGGAGCUGCAGAGGCACAACAAGACACUGAAGGAGGAAACUCUCCAGCGGGCACGCGAGGAAGAGGAGAAGAGGAAAGAGAUCACAAGUCAUUUUCAGACCACCCUAACAGAUAUCCAGACUCAGAUCGAGCAGCAGAGUGAACGAAAUAUGAAGCUCUGCCAGGAGAAUACGGAACUUGCAGAAAAACUGAAGAGCAUCAUCGACCAGUACGAGCUCAGAGAGGAGCAUCUGGACAAAAUAUUUAAACACAGAGAACUGCAGCAGAAGCUGGUGGAUGCGAAACUUGAACAAGCUCAAGAAAUGAUGCAGGAAGCAGAGGAGCGGCACAGACGGGAAAAGGAAUAUGUACUUAUCCUUUUAGGCAGUUUGCUAAACCAGGCAGCAGAGUGGAAACUUCAGGCCAAAGUACUGAAGGAACAGGAGACAGUGCUGCAAGCCCAGCUCACUCUCUACUCAGGAAGGUUUGAGGAGUUCCAGAAUACACUGACAAAAAGUAAUGAAGUGUUUGCCACUUUCAAGCAGGAAAUGGAUAAAAUGACUAAGAAAACGAAGAAGCUGGAGAGGGACACAGCCACGUGGAAAGCUCGAUUUGAGAACUGUAACAAAGCUUUGCUGGACAUGAUUGAAGAGAAAGCCCUGAGAGCUAAAGAAUACGAGUGUUUUGUGAUGAAAAUCCAAAGGCUGGAGAACCUGUGUCGCGCUUUACAAGAAGAGAGAAAGGAACUCUACAAAAAAAUCAGAGAAGCAAAAAUGCCUGAAAAGGAAGACCAGGGUCAGCCUACCUCUGAUGAAGAGCCAGAGUCAAAUGUCUCUGAAGACAAAGAGAUGGAUGCCGAGGAAGCCAAUAGUGUUCAAAACGCCGUGAAAAACCUGGCCACAGCUUUCACCAUCCGUCAUCAUCCAGAGUCCACGCUGGACCAACCAGAUGAAAGACAAGCUGCAGUGAACUAUCCUCAGGGCGGAAGUGACAUCGCCCCCCAGCAGUCCGAACUAGCCCAUCUGACCCCUUCCACUGCCUCAGAGAGUUCUCAGCCUCCUGAGGGUUCUCAGGGCAGGGCCGAAGGGGUCUGUGAGGCUGCCCCUGCCCCUACAGACAGCUGCACACCUGCAGAGGCAGAGCUCCAAAGCCAGGGUCUCCCUGCCGGGAACCUCCUGGACCUAAAGCUCCAGCAGCCAGAGGCAAAAGCGCUUGAUCAGGCCUUACUGUGCCCAGCCCAGAGCUCCCCAACCGUAGUGGAGGCAAAACAUGCUAUUCCACCAUCACCAGAGAGUGAGGGAGAUCCUGCUGUAGUGCCUGGCUGUCAGUCUAGGGAGCAGCCUGCACCAGCAGUCACAGACAUCACCCUAGGUCCUUCCACCGGACUCCCCACAGAGGCUGAGGUCCUUCUGGGUGGAGUAGACUAAGCCUCAUCGAGGCUUC
Molecule: messenger RNA, 2156 nt
Organism: Acomys russatus (golden spiny mouse)
Lineage: Eukaryota; Metazoa; Chordata; Mammalia; Rodentia; Muridae
Gene: Txlnb
Product: taxilin beta
Exons: 10
Coding region: 77-2140 (687 amino acids)
Molecular function (GO): syntaxin binding
Source: RefSeq, a predicted model, not a curated record